CUCGCCCACCUCGCUUGCCCACUCGCUCACCCGCACUCUCUGCACAACCGCACCGCACACCACCCACCCGCACCCACCUCUCUACCAUGUCUGACGCAAAGGCUCGUGGCGGCAAGGCAGGCGCCGCCGCACCCGCCGCCAGCAAGGGCGACAAGAAGAAGGCCGUCACCCAGAGCUCCAAGGCCGGCCUGCAGUUCCCCGUCGGCCGCAUCCACCGCCACCUCAAGGCCCGCACGCAGAACCACGUGCGCAUCGGCGCCAAGGCGGCCGUGUACACGAGCGCCAUCCUCGAGUACCUGACGGCCGAGGUGCUCGAGCUUGCCGGCAACGCCUCCAAGGACCUCAAGGUGAAGCGCAUCACGCCGCGCCACCUGCAGCUCGCCAUCCGCGGCGACGAGGAGCUCGACAGCCUCAUCCGCGCCACCAUCGCCGGCGGCGGUGUGCUGCCGCACAUCCACAAGACGCUCAUCAAGGCCAGCGGCAAGGGCAGCAAGAAGGCGGCCGCGUCCGGCACGGACUAGGCGCGCAUUGCUGCUGCUGCCGUCGCCGCCUCUCCUCGAGCAUCGCCGGGCUGCCUGUAUUUGCCCCCGCCGUUCCGUCCACCCUGCUCAGCCCUGGCUUGAGAGAUUCCCCUGCGUCGCGGUGCCGGCCUGCGCGCGCCAGGCCACACCGGAUGCUGCGCUGGCCCACCCGUCUCCCUCAUCCGUGGCGCGUGUCACUGAUUGUUAUAUGUAACUGUACUUUUUCGCCUCUCAAUCGCCCUGCACUUUGCCGUGACAUGGCGACAGAAGGCCCGGCGCCGUGCGCAUCUAGUGG
Messenger RNA from Tilletiopsis washingtonensis, 816 nucleotides. RefSeq names its product histone-fold-containing protein. The record is from RefSeq and is a predicted model, not a curated record. Gene Ontology annotation, molecular function: structural constituent of chromatin; protein heterodimerization activity; DNA binding. The transcript is spliced from 3 exons. Bases 87 to 521 code for a protein of 144 amino acids. NCBI's taxonomy places the organism in Eukaryota, Fungi, Basidiomycota, Exobasidiomycetes, Entylomatales. Gene Ontology annotation, cellular component: nucleosome.